GGAGCCGGGGCGCCGGGGAGUCGGCAGGACCGCUCGCCUGCCGCCGCCGGAGCCAGGGAGCCGGGAGCCGACGAUCGAAUCAUGUGGCUGGAAAUUUUCCUCGCCUCGGUGCUGGGCUAUGUCAUCUACUGGUUCGUCGCCAAGGACAAGGAGGAAACUUUGCCACUUGAAGAUGGGUGGUGGGGGCCUGGGGUGAGGCCCACGGCCCGGGAGGAUGAGAGCAUCCGCCCUUUCAAGGUGGAAACAUCAGAUGAGCAGAUCAACGACUUACACCAGAGGAUCGAGAAGGCCCGGUUAACCCCACCGCUGGAGGACAGUCGCUUUCACUAUGGUUUCAACUCCAACUAUCUGAAGAAAGUCAUCUCCUACUGGCGGAAUGAUUUUGACUGGAAGAAGCAGGUGGAGAUCCUCAACAGAUACCCUCACUUCAAGACUCGGAUUGAAGGGCUGGACAUCCACUUCAUCCACGUGAAGCCCCCGCAGCUGCCCUCCGGCCGCACCCCGAAGCCCCUGCUGAUGGUGCACGGCUGGCCCGGCUCCUUCUACGAGUUUUAUAAGAUCAUCCCAUUCCUGACUGACCCCAAGAACCACGGCCUGAGUGAUGACCACGUUUUUGAAGUCAUCUGCCCUUCCAUUCCUGGCUACGGCUUCUCAGAGGCAUCCUCCAAGAAGGGCUUUAAUUCAGUGGCCACUGCCAGGAUCUUCUAUAAGCUGAUGCUGCGGCUGGGCUUCCAGGAAUUCUACAUUCAAGGCGGGGACUGGGGGUCCCUGAUCUGCACCAACAUGGCCCAGCUGGUGCCCAGCCACGUGAAAGGCCUGCACUUGAACAUGGCUUUGGUUCUAAGAAAUUUCUACACCCUGACCCUUCUUCUGGGACGGCGUUUCUCGGGGCUUUUUGGCUACACCGAGAGGGACGUGGAGCUGAUGUACCCCUUCAAGGAGAAGAUUUUCUACAGCAUAAUGAGGGAGAGCGGCUACAUGCACAUCCAGUGCACCAAGCCCGACACUGUGGGCUGUGCCCUCAAUGACUCUCCCGUGGGCCUGGCUGCCUAUAUUCUAGAGAAGUUUUCCACCUGGACCAACUCGGAGUUCCGAGACCUGGAGGACGGAGGCCUGGAGAGGAAGUUCUCCCUGGACGAUCUGCUGACCAACAUCAUGCUCUACUGGACCACGGGCACCAUCACCUCCUCCCAGCGCUUCUACAAGGAGAACCUGGGACAGGGCUACCUGGCCCAGAAGCAUGAGCGGAUGAAGGUCUACGUGCCCACCGGCUUUGCUGCCUUCCCUUGUGAGUUACUACACGCCCCAGAAAAGUGGGUGAAGUUCAAGUACCCGAAACUGAUCUCCUAUUCCUACAUGCCCCGCGGGGGCCACUUUGCCGCCCUCGAGGAGCCGCAGCUGAUGGCUCAGGACAUCCGCAAGUUCGUGGGGCUGCUGGAGCGGCAGUGACCUUGCCCCUUCACCGGGAAGCCCCGUCUCCCAGCGCCAGCUCCCCGAGGGAGGGGGGCUGCCAGGGAGGCGGCCUCCCCGUCUCCUCCUGGGGAAGACGCCCCUUUUCUGAGAAUGAGUUUGCUUCUGUCCCCUGCCCAGGCUGGGACCCCGUGCUCACCGCCUCCACGCGCGCUCCCCUCCCCCCGCCACGUGUUAGCAACCUGGCUUUGACGAUAAACGAUUUUACUUCUAAGCGGCUGGAACCAAGUG
Molecule: messenger RNA, 1701 nt
Organism: Diceros bicornis minor
Lineage: Eukaryota; Metazoa; Chordata; Mammalia; Perissodactyla; Rhinocerotidae
Gene: EPHX1
Product: epoxide hydrolase 1
Exons: 9
Coding region: 82-1449 (455 amino acids)
Biological process (GO): epoxide metabolic process; arachidonate metabolic process
Molecular function (GO): epoxide hydrolase activity
Source: RefSeq, a predicted model, not a curated record